Molecule: messenger RNA, 951 nt
Organism: Henningerozyma blattae CBS 6284
Lineage: Eukaryota; Fungi; Ascomycota; Saccharomycetes; Saccharomycetales; Saccharomycetaceae
Gene: NSE3
Product: Smc5-Smc6 complex subunit NSE3
Exons: 1
Coding region: 1-951 (316 amino acids)
Source: RefSeq, a predicted model, not a curated record
AUGUCGGAUGACUCUAGUAACUCCAGAAGUAAUUCCUUCUUGGUUGGUUUACCAGGUGAUAAAUCAAUGGUUGUAGCAGGGCAGGCUGUAAGAUUCAUUCUAUCCAGUAUUGAAAGUCAAAAUACAAUUAUAUCCAGAGCUAAAUUGGUUUCUAUAUUAGGUGAUGCUAGAAAAGAACAAAAUUGUUCACGUAUCCCAUUUUCUAAAAGUUUUGAAGAGAUCAAUUUCAUUUUACAAGAUACAUACGGAAUGAGAUUGUAUGGAUUACCCAAUAAGAAAUCCAAUAAUUCUACAAGUACUCAAAAUAACAAGAAUAAUAACGAUCAAAAGAAGAAUAUCAAUUUAGUCGAGAAUACUAUUAAUGAAUCUAAUUCUAUAGAACAUAGUAAGUGUAAUCAAUUUAUUGUAUUAGAUGAAUUAUCCGAAACAUCAAAAACACCAAAAUUUCAAGAAUUGCUCAUGACACAAACUCAAGAUAUGUAUGAAGAAUCUAUUAUUAAUGGUGAGUACGUGACUGAAGAUAUGGGUAUUGAGAACGAUGGUACGUUUGAGACUUCAUUAAGUAAUGAUAAAGAUGUCGUAUUUAAAGGAGUUUUGACUAUUAUCUUAUCGAUUGUUUUUUAUUCUAAAAACACUCUCCUGCAUAAUGAAUUAUUACCAUUGCUAGAACGUUUUGGUAUUCCUGUUGAUGGUACACAAAUACCGAUUCUGGAUUGUAAUAUAGAUGAUCUAUUAAAGACAUUGGAACGUAGAGAAUAUUUGGCUAAAACAGUGGAAAACUCUUCCACUGAAGGUGAACUUAUAACAUACAGUAUUGGUAGAAGAACUCGUGCAGAAUUCCCGGCAGACGCUUUAAUCCGGUUAACUCAACAAGUUCUUGACAUUGAAGAUACAGAAGCUUCACAAUUACGUGAUGAAAUAUCCAACUCCAUCGGAGAUGCCUAUUUGUAA